AUGAACAAUGGCUGGCUGGAACUGAGCGAGCAGAGCAGGUCUUUAGAUCUUGACAUUCAGACCAUCAGGUAUUCCGGUGUCACAGAGCUGCCACCUAGCCACGGGCACAUUUUGAUUGUCACAUCAACCCUGCAUAGCCACCAUCUUGACAGGUUUUGGCCCCACAGCGCUACCUGUUGGCCACCCUGUUUCUGGAGGAGGCAGAUGGGCCACCUACGCAGCAGAGGGGAACAUGCAUCAGAGAAGCCCAGGGGACAGCGAUAUACCAACACAGUCCCUAGGGUCACGGUGUCCCCAGGUGUAGGGGCGCAGGUUGUCAAUCCCGAGACGCGAGAGCCCGCCCAGGGUGCAGUACUAAGGCUGACCGCCAGAGGACGCCGCUGCAUCAUACUUAGUAGAACAAAAAGGAAAAUUAAGAACCAAUCUGUGGAGAUAGUGUUCAUUUUGCUUGGACUGACAGAUGACCCUCAGCUACAAAUUCUGAUUUUCCUGUUUCUGUUUUUCAAUUAUAUCUUGAGCCUGAUGGGGAAAUUAGUGAUCAUCCUCCUCACCCUGCUGGAUCUCUGCCUCAAGACUCCAAUAUAUUUCUUCCUCCGGAAUUUCUCCUUCCUAGAAAUUGCAUUCACAUCUGCCUGCAUUCCAUGGUUCUUGAUGAGCAUUCUCACUGGAGACAAAACAAUUUCCUACAAUGCUUGUGUAGCUCAAUUCUUCUUCUUCUUUCUAUUACUAGUCACAGAGUUCUACUUCCUCGCUGCCAUGUCCUAUGAUCGCUACAUUGCCAUAUGCAGACCACUGCACUACCCCAUCAUCAUGAACAGCAAAGUGUGCCACCUGCUGGUCAUCAGCUCCUGGGUAACUGGGUUCUUAUCCAUCUUUCCUCCUUUGAUGUUGGGACUCAAACUGGAAUUCUGUGCUUCCAAAACCAUGUGUCACUUCCUAUGUGACAUGUCUCCUGUCCUCCAGCUGUCUUGCACAGACACACGUUUCAUAGAAUGGAUGGCUUUCGUCAUAGCUGUGAUGACACUCGUCAUCACCUUGAUCUUAGUGAUCCUCUCUUACACACUCAUCAUCAAAACCAUCCUCAAGUUCCCUUCAACUCAACAACGGAGAAAGGCCUUUUCCACCUGCGCCUCACACAUGGUUGUUGUCUCCAUUACUUAUGGGAGUUGUAUCUUCAUGUACAUGAAAACAUCAGCCAAGGAAAGGGUGACUUUAAAUAAAGGUGUAGCUGUGCUCAACACUUCUGUGGCCCCUUUGCUAUACCCUUUCAUUUACACCUUAAGGAACCAGCAGGUGAAGGAAGCUUUCAAACAGGUACUUCACAGAUUUUGUUCUGCUCAAAACAGUGAAUUAAGAUUUAGGCAUAAAUAGCAUGUUGUUGUAACAUGACUGAAAAAAUGAAAAUGAUUGUCAAAUAUGUUUUCUGUGGCCUAUGCCAUUUCUUUCCUUUACUACUUAGAUCAUAGUAAGUAUUCUUACUGCUCGAUGCGCAUCUUUCAGAAUAGAUCUUCCGAAUCACUUCUUCAA
This is a messenger RNA of Peromyscus leucopus (white-footed mouse), 1527 nucleotides long. Its product is annotated as olfactory receptor 6C6-like. The record is from RefSeq and is a predicted model, not a curated record. The transcript has 6 exons. The coding region runs from base 1 to 1371 and encodes 456 amino acids. Gene Ontology annotation, biological process: G protein-coupled receptor signaling pathway. Lineage: Eukaryota; Metazoa; Chordata; Mammalia; Rodentia; Cricetidae. Gene Ontology annotation, cellular component: membrane. Gene Ontology annotation, molecular function: G protein-coupled receptor activity; olfactory receptor activity.